Messenger RNA from Somion occarium, 2716 nucleotides. NCBI's taxonomy places the organism in Eukaryota, Fungi, Basidiomycota, Agaricomycetes, Polyporales, Cerrenaceae. The record is from the annotation of a GenBank genome assembly.
AAGCGUUAAACUUGAAUUUCAUGCCAGUCUUGUGUUGUGACUUCCGAGUCAACUCAGAAUCAUAGACAGUGCACUAGUAUCUAACAUUGCACUUGAUGCCGUAUAGAAGUUGACCGUGUCUCGCUAGGAGGUAGGUAUACUAGCAGUAGGACUCGUUUCAAAUUUCAAUACAGCCGUGGCGAGCAGCUCGCUAGGUGUUCUAUUGUUCCGUCUUCAUUGUCCUUCCGAACCACAGACGCGUUUGGCAAGUUGGUUCCAUCACCUGACCGCAUUCGGAAGUGUACUUAUACGCGUCCGACGGAGAUCGUCCAUUCAAGUUCUUCUUCAGCCCCCAGGCCCUGUACUUACUUGAAGAAACUUACAAGUCAACUUGACACGUUAGCGUCCAAAUUAUGGCCAACAAGCGACGAAAGGCAGCGGGUGGUCCUGCUGCUAAGAGAAGAAAGGUUUCUUCCAAGAAAACCGAUGAUGAUGUCCAAGUGGUUGCUCACCGUCGUCACCUACGUGGCCGUAGAGGUAGUCUUCAAGACAUGCCUGAAAUGCCCCUAGACAUUCUUUUCGAUAUCUUUGUCCACUUGGAACCUUUUGAUUUGUUAAAUCUAGCCAGGACUUCGAAACCGUUUCGACAACUCCUUAUGCAUCGUUCUGCGGCUCCAUUUUGGAGGGCUGCUCGUCAGAAUGUUGAAGAUUUACCUCCAUGUCCUCCCUUUCUUAGUGAACCCGCGUACGCGAAUCUCCUUUUCGACAACUAUUGUCAUGAAUGCCUCAGGCCAAAUAUCCAGACUGUAUAUUGGGUGGCAAUGGCAAGGUAUUGCAAACCCUGUUCAAAAGAAAUGUUCUAUCGGUCUUGGGAAAUUUCUGGCGCUUUUGAUGAGUACACAAAGAAACCACUGCCUGAUCCCGAUGAGCUACUUGGGUGUGAUGGCAACUAUUCUUUGCGUCGAUAUAAGCCCUAUGUCAAAGAAAUCAUGAAAGAAUGGCGACGAACGAAAAAGCCGAAGUAUGAGGAAUUUGUGGCUAAGUACAGUGCUCGUUACAAAGAGCUCUACUCGCAUUCAACCCGGUGCGAGGACUGGUAUGUGGACCGUAAGGACUCCCGGCAGAAGGAGAUCGAAGAUUUGAGGGAAGAUAGACUCGAAGACAUACUACAGCGUCUUCGCGAUCUUGGAUAUAACAGAGACAUCGAAUACGCUGAACAGGCGUAUCCGAGUGCCGGUCACCCGUUAUUGAAGAUACCAAGAGUGUUACAACCUAAACCUUUGACCGAUCGCGCUUGGAAGAACAUGAAAGAAGAAGUUCUCAGUGCAAUGGAAGAAAUACGAGCACGUCGCCUGUAUGCAACGCGGGUAGCCAAAAUCAAACGCCGAAUUGCAAAACUGGAAGAAUCCAUUGUUCCGUGGCGACGCUACGUGGGUCCAAUCAGUCCUCCUACUCAAGAAUUCCUUGUGGAACCACAGGUGGCCUCGUUAAUUGACGCCCCAAUAAGACGGUCUCGGAAACCAGGUGAAGAUAUAGAUUUUUCGAUGCUCGAACAUAUCUUCUAUGACUUCACAAACUUGUGGCGAGAUCGCAAACGCUCUGAGCCUUCCGAACUUGUCGCCUCCCAGAUUUCGUUACCCACCGACGUCGAUCCGUUCUCCUUGGCAGUAUCCCAGUACUUUCACUGCACCGAACCCGGACCGCCUGGAUAUCGUUCCUUUAUUGCAACAUAUCCGAAUUUUCUCGUUCAUCGAAGCUCGCAUGAGAUGUCUGCUCCCCCAGCCCCCGGACUUGACGAUACCUACGUGGAAAUCGUAUCGCGCUUGCACGGUGAUGUUCCAACCAGUGUUGAAAAGAUGAACAGUUUGGCAAGUACAGUCAGAGCAGUUAUUGAAGCUUGUAACCAGGAUCCUACGCGGGUCACUGUGGAGGAAAUGGAUGCUCUGGACAUUCGACUUCGAUGCACUGGGGUUGGAUGCCCGGAAGAAGGUGUUUGUGCAGUCUACACAUGGCGCGCCGCUGUUGAACAUAGAGUAUCAGACAGACACUCUAACAAAGAUGAACUUUCAUGGGAACAAGUUCCUUCGGAGCACUUCGCUGACAUCGUUACUAUGGAAGCAACGGCAAAAUCUAAUGAAGAGGCUCGGAGGAAGGACUUCACCCACUCCGCUUGGAUUUGUUCUCGUUGUCCGCGUACUUCCUACUACCAAUGGAUGGCCCGUUGUAAACGUACCCACAGCUCCUUGAUAGAUCACCUUCGAACCGAACAUAAUAUUGACAACCCUACCAAACGAGACAUGUAUUACGAUCCAUGGCGACAUGAUCGCGUGAACCCUGUCUAUUUCGUGCACAAGGACGUAGAAUCUAGCUUCCCUCGCUGGAAUCGCAUCAGCAUGGCGUUGCAGAGAGGAGAAGCUAAACUGGUUGAGUCAUCCUGGUUUGACUCCCUGCAGGCGUGAUACGACUAUGUGGGUACUUCGACAAGAAGAAACUUUGGGCUCCGAGUCUUGUUCUCGCUUGUGCUUUUCAGGCUUUUUGGUAUCCAUGAUCAUGUCAUUUCAUACUACUUUGUUCGUCCGGAUUAUGACUGUGCGAAUAGCUUUAUAUUCAUCGAAUUUUCAUGUGCAAGCUGCGCACCCGGUACUUCCUAAAAGGCGGGUGAGGGGGGAAGAUGCUCUAGCCAUUUGUAGACAUUCCUCGCUUAAAAAGGAAGUUGUGAGUUUUUUUGCAUUGAGUU